AUGGCGAUGAGUGCGAAGGAAGAGGCUUGCAUCGUAGACGAGGACAAUCAUGUGAUUGGCAAGGCCGACCGUGCUGUCAUGCGCAUGUUUAACCUUCCACACCGCGCGUCCUACAUUGUCAUCAAGAACUCGAGUGGCAAAUACUAUGUGCAGCGUCGCACGAUAAGUAAGGACUAUUGCCCGGGAAUGCUGGACCCAAUAACUGGCGGGGUCGUACAAUAUGGCGAGCCAAUGGAUGUGAGUGCUGCGCGCGAAGCUGAAGAGGAGAUGGGUAUCAACAAUACACCGUUGCGUUACUUGACGACAUUCUACUAUGGAGAUAAUCACAGUCGUGUGUGGGGCGGACUCUUUGACUGCACGUUUGAUGGCCCCUUGGUACUUCAGAAAGAUGAAGUUGACGAAGUUCUCACGAUGACAGCGGAUGAGAUUCUUGCACGACGCAAGGAAUUUACACCUGAUGGCAUGUUUGCCUUUGACAAGUACCUGGAAAUUAUUGAAGCAGGUGAAGCAAGUGGCCAUACGUAA
Molecule: messenger RNA, 525 nt
Organism: Peronospora farinosa
Lineage: Eukaryota; Oomycota; Peronosporomycetes; Peronosporales; Peronosporaceae
Source: the annotation of a GenBank genome assembly